AUGGCCUCACCUCUGGACCCAGGACUGCCUCCCUCCCUGGAUCCCCCCACUGCACCUGCGCAUACUGUACACUGGGAAGGAGUCUCUCCUAGCCCGGGGCCCCAGCACUGCACCGGCCCUACUCAGCAUCCCAACUUAAACAGAGUGGGGAUCUUCACAACCCAGGGAUUGAACCCAGCUCUCCCGCAUUGCAGGCGGAUUCUUCACCAGCUGAGCCACCAGGGAAGCCCAAGAAUACUGGAGUGGGUAGCCUAUCCCUUCUCCAACGGAUCUUCCACAUCCAGGAAUCGAACUGGAGUCUCCUGCACUGCAGAUGAGGAAACUGAGGUUCUGAGAGAUUAA
Molecule: messenger RNA, 342 nt
Organism: Rangifer tarandus platyrhynchus (Svalbard reindeer)
Lineage: Eukaryota; Metazoa; Chordata; Mammalia; Artiodactyla; Cervidae
Source: the annotation of a GenBank genome assembly